ACAAACAGCUUAUAAUGUGCGUUGUUGUUACACCAUCCAUACAGUUAUUUGAUUGAACAUGACUAAUUUUUGCAAAUUAUUCAAAUGUCUUGUUUUAGUUGGGUUAUUGGUAAAUUAUUUACACUAGUGUCUUUAUAAUUUAGUUUAUAAUGUGUCAUACACACUUUCAUUUUUAUGCAGAACAAAUGUGGGAGUUUCUCAGAUUUAUAUAUACUUAUAUAAAUAUAGAUUCACAUAACAUCGUUCUGUGUCCUUUCUGUGUGGAGUUUGCAUGUUCUCCCGUGUCAGUGUGGGUUUCCUCCUGGAGCUCCGGUUUCCUCCCACAGUCCAAAGACAUGCAAGAUGCCAUUUGUACCCUAAACACGCUGCAAACCAACGCCAGUGCUUUGGAGCAGGUGCGACGAGAACGGGCCCAUCCCCAAAUCCAGCUCCAGGCUAUGAAGGGCUUUCUGCAGCGUUCAGGCCUUACGAUGGAGGAGCUUGAUCAUCUAAACAUUAUACAUGUGACUGGAACAAAAGGAAAGGGUUCAACAUGUGCGUUUACAGAACAAAUUCUGAGGAACUACGGAUUGCGUACUGGAUUUUACAGCUCACCUCACCUGGUCCAGGUCAGAGAGAGGAUCCGUGUGAAUGGCAACCCCAUUGGGAAAGAUCUUUUUACUAAAUACUUCUGGCAGGUUUACAGCCGGCUGGAUAAGACCAAGGCUGCUCAUGGCGACAGCAUGCCAGCAUACUUCCGCUUCCUGACCAUUCUGGCCUUUCAUGUCUUUCUGCAGGAAAAAGUGGACGUAGCAGUUAUUGAGGUGGGAAUAGGUGGUGCAUAUGAUUGCACAAAUAUCAUCAGAAGACCGUGGGUAUGCGGCAUUUCCUCGUUGGGUAUUGACCACACCAGCAUUUUGGGAGACACGAUCGAGAAGAUCGCCUGGCAGAAGGGUGGAAUAUUCAAGCUUGGGGUUCCAGCAUUUACAGUGAAGCAGCAAGACGGGCCAAUGACAAUUCUGCAAGAACGAGCAGAGGAGAUUGGGUGCCCGUUGUUCAUGUGUCCUGAGUUGGAUCAGUACCCGUGUUCAGAUGUGGUGAGGUUGGGUUUGGCUGGGCAGCACCAGCAUUCCAAUGCCACUCUUGCCCUACAGCUUACACACACCUGGCUUCAAAGACGCAGCAGAACAGACUCAUCAGUUACACCUGCACUGGGAUUUAAUGGCCUUCUUACUGCUCCUGUUUUCGAACCUAGUCCAUGUAUGCUAAAAGGUCUUGCUGAGACUGAAUGGCUGGGUCGGAAUCAGACACUGAAGCGUGGCAGUAUCAUGUACUUUCUGGACGGUGCUCACACCACACGCAGCAUGCAGGCGUGUGUGAACUGGUUUACUGAAGCUGCUACACAGCAUGAGAAAAACACUGUUGGCUCUGUGGUACGGGUGCUACUGUUUAAUGCUACAGGAGAGCGGGAUUGUGGUGCCAUGCUGAAACUGCUUGUGCCAUGUCAUUUUGAUUUCGCUGUGUUCUGUCCUAACAUUACAGAGGUCAACAGUGACUGUAAUGCAGAUCAACAAAACUUCAACGUAUCUAUAGAGAACAUGCUCACACGCUGCCUGGACAACCAGCAAAGCUGGCGCAUCCUCUCCGGCCUAGAGAAGGAGCAGCCGGGAGUGGAGCUUCUGAUCGGCGGCAGCAGGCAUCUCCCUCUGAGGACAGAGCGACACACCGCUACGUUAGUUUUUCCCUGCAUUCUGAGCGCCCUGCAGUGGAUCACACAGGGACGCGAUCCGGUUCUGUUCGAGUCCACCAAGUGCGUCAUCCCUGUGGAAGCUAGUGUUGAUGCUAAAGCGUUACCGCUGAGAGAGGCUGCUAAUGUGCACGUGCUCAUCACAGGAAGCUUGCACUUGGUCGGUGGGGCACUGAAACACCUGAUACCAAACCUGGCAUCCUAAUACAUUUUUUGUUGUUGUUUGUGUGGGAACCUUAGAGGUUUUCUAAAACUGUUUACUCAAGCCUAGUGUGUUUCUCCUUACGCACAGGGCCAUACACAAUCAGGCUGCUGUCAAACCUUAUUUGGUAGUCCUGCUGAUCAGGAAACUGAAGCACUUAGCCUUUACUUGUGCCUUAGUGUUCACUAAGCCUGUUGCAGCAUUAAUUACCCAUUUAUUUAAUUUUUGUUAUUAUAAGGACUUAAAUGAUAAGCUCUAUGGCUGGACAUUUCAACAUUUGACAAUUAGUUGUAGUAAACUUUUGCAUCAUCUUUCGUUCUGUUUUCAGACCAUCCAAUGGUCAUUAACAGCAAUUUAAUUUAGUAAAAAAUAAAUAUGCAUAUUGUAUAUUUAACAUAUAAAUAUGAACUGGAACUGUGUGUGUUUAAAUUGAUUUAAAUUGUUUAUGCAAACCAACACAGCAUGUCUCCUUG
This is a messenger RNA of Trichomycterus rosablanca, 2401 nucleotides long. It is a transcript of the gene fpgs, whose product is annotated as folylpolyglutamate synthase. Bases 150 to 1931 code for a protein of 593 amino acids. Gene Ontology annotation, biological process: tetrahydrofolylpolyglutamate biosynthetic process. Gene Ontology annotation, cellular component: cytosol; cytoplasm; mitochondrion. Gene Ontology annotation, molecular function: tetrahydrofolylpolyglutamate synthase activity; ATP binding. Lineage: Eukaryota; Metazoa; Chordata; Actinopteri; Siluriformes; Trichomycteridae. The record is from RefSeq and is a predicted model, not a curated record. The transcript is spliced from 15 exons.